UCAGAAGUGAUUACCGAUGCUUCAGGCUACACUAAAGUUUUGUGUAGUUGCUGCAGUUGUGCUCUGAAGGUUAGCUGAACAACAUGGGGAGGCUGAGUUUUUAUGUGCUUUGUUCUCUGCGUGAUGCUCCCCGUCAGUUCAUCAGGAAAUCCAAUCGAUGUUGCUUUCAGGUCCACAUUCCACUGCCUCUCCCCAAACAACUGGUCAUAUUCGGUCUUGGUGAAUGGAAAAGCAGCGAGACUACAAUCUCGGUUGAUGUUCUGGUCAGUGCGGAAGUAUCAGCCCAGAACAUUGGUACUCUGUCUGCUCGAGACAGGUGUCUGGCCUGGGAGGGUGACUGGAGCCCUGAAAUGGUCACAGUGGCAGCAGAGAGAGGCAGGAGAGGAGUUUAUGGAAAGAUUGUGCUCACAGUGUGUGGAGAGACUUGUGACCAGCCCCAGGAUAAAUCCAGCGUCUUAAGCAGCACUCCUCUGGCUCAAAGGAAAUUUCGAUUCCCAGAACAGCACGAUACCACUGAUCUCUCUUGCACGUUACCUCAAAAUGCCGGAAAUGAAACGAUGACUACCAACUCGUCACAAUUGGUUGAUAGUGUUUGCUAUGAUGCUGACGUUCAAGUUAAUAGAAUCGACACCAGUGAGUCCACUAUUGAAGAUAAACCAAGCGUUUGGCCUACGGAUAAGACACCCAGAUGGACUCUUAUCAGUAAGAGAGGCCGUCUGACAUGGAGCGCUGAGGACGUGGAGAGCGUCGCUGAGGACACCGACCAGCCUUCAACCCCAAAGAAAAUCAGGCUGUCCAGGAUGAACAGCCAGGAGGAAAUGACUGUGCAGAUAAAGAAUGAGAACAGAGAAGCUUCAGUGUGUCCAUCAAUGCGCUGGAGCCAUACGAUGUGUCUGAGUGACCCUGCUACUGCUAUCCUCAUCGGAGGGGAGACGGCAGGUCAAAACCACUGCAAGGACUCCCUGUGGAAACUGGAGUUAGACAGUGACUUCUGGUUCCCCAUGAAUUCCUCCUCCUCUGGACCCGUGCCGCUGUGUGCCCGAGGACACUCUGCGACCUACGACCCAGACUCCAAGUCGGUGUUUGUUUAUGGUGGUAUGAGGGAGGGUCAGCGCUACAACGAGCUCUACAUCCUUAACACUCUGACGUGGACUUGGAAGCUUAUCACUGCAGGGGGGAAUGUUCCAAAUUUGGCGUAUCACUCUGCAGCCUUUUACAAGAAAGAGCUUUUUGUCUUCGGUGGAGUUCACCCGAGCCAUUCAUCUGUGGAUAAAUUCUGCAGCAAUGUUCUGUACAUCUUUAACCCCGAGUUUGAACUCUGGUACCAGCCGAUUGUAGAGGGGGACAAACCUCUGCCUCGGUUUGGGCACUCGGCUACACUGAUGUCAAAUAAAUUGAUCAUAUUUGGGGGACGGAAGACUGCUACCUACCUUAACGAUCUCCAUGUUUUAGAUCUGGGCCUCAUGGAGUACACAGCUGUGAAGUGUGGGAAUAUGCCACCACUGCCUCGAGGGUUUCAUGCAGCUAUACCAAUUUCAGAAGACAGGAUUUUAGUUAGUGGGGGUUGCAGUGCGAUUGGAGCUCUGCAGGAUGUCCAUAUCUUCAACACUAAGACCAACAAAUGGAGCUCAGUGGCGUCUCCUCUGCUGUGCUCGAAGCCUCGUGCAGGACACAGCAUGAUAAAGUUGGGCUGCUCCAUCCUGACAGAUGCAGAGAGCAAGGAAAAUGUCAGGGUCCACUGCAGAUUGCUAGUGUUUGGUGGAUCAGACUGCUCCGGUACCUUCUACAAAGACACAGUGAAGUGCACAGUGGAGAUCCCUGGUGACCUGUGAUGGAAAUCCAUUCAGGACUGUUUUUUUAUGUAUUAUUUUUAAACGGUAGAGGAUGCUGUGGUCUGCCACGACAGAAAAAUUAAGUUUCUGCAAGUGUUUGUAUCUAUAUGUCAUAUUUUUGUAUUUGGUUGUUUAUCUUUACGUGAUAUAAUUGUUGCAUGAUGUGAUCUGCAGCUAUUUUCCCUUUUUUAGUGUCUUUUGAAAACAUCCAUACCUCUUUCAGUCAAUGCUAUGCAAGCAGUAAGCUUAGAGGGUUUUACCUUUGCAUAACAAAUGUCUGUGCUCUGCAUGUUUCGUACAUUUCUUCAUGUCUUCUGCCUUGUCUCCACAUAUCAGUAUUUAUUUGAGGGUAAACUGCUGGACUGGGUACAAUGGAUAAAAUCAAAAUGUACAUGAAAUGCCAAUAAAUAUUUUUUAACUCAAA
Molecule: messenger RNA, 2256 nt
Organism: Eleginops maclovinus (Patagonian blennie)
Lineage: Eukaryota; Metazoa; Chordata; Actinopteri; Perciformes; Eleginopidae
Exons: 13
Coding region: 84-1832 (582 amino acids)
Molecular function (GO): protein binding
Source: RefSeq, a predicted model, not a curated record